Messenger RNA from Coccidioides posadasii C735 delta SOWgp, 1050 nucleotides. NCBI's taxonomy places the organism in Eukaryota, Fungi, Ascomycota, Eurotiomycetes, Onygenales, Onygenaceae. The record is from RefSeq and is a predicted model, not a curated record.
AUGUCGGCCUCCACGCGAAACCUCCUAGGCAAAGUAAGGAGACUCGUCCCUCCAAUGCUGGAGAAAUUUCAUAAAGGGCAGCUUGGCCGUGUGGCCGUUAUUGGGGGAAGUAUAGAUUACACUGGAGCGCCAUAUUUCUCUGCAAUGGCUUCGGCAAAGUUAGGGUGUGAUAUGGUGAUCAAAUCCUACUCCCCAAACCUUAUGGUCCACCCCAUCCUACAAAGCUCCAAAUCCCUCUCCAAUCCCAUCCCCGCCCCCGAUCCCCGCCACCAUGCAGAGCCCAUCAUCUCCUUCCUUCCACGCGUGCACGUCCUCGUCAUCGGUCCCGGUCUCGGCCGUGACCCCAUAACGCAAAGCAUCGUCGUGGAAGUACUGAGAGAAGCUCGUGCCAAGGCCAUUCCCUUGGUCCUCGACGCCGAUGCUCUGCUACUCGUGCAGAAUCGUCCCGAUCUCGUGCACGGGUAUGAAGAGUGCAUUCUCACGCCGAAUGUGGUUGAAUUCCGGCGGUUGGCUGAGGCGUUUGGGGUGGAUGUUUCGGUGGCAGGAGAAAGGAGGGAGGAAGGUGAAUGUGAGGCGUGUGAGCGGUUGUCGAGGGCGCUGGGUGGGGUGAUGAUUGUUCAAAAGGGGAUUCACGAUGUUAUUUCGAACGGGGUGACGUCGCUGAUUUCGGAUGUACAAGGUGGGAAGAAGAGGAGUGGUGGGCAGGGGGAUACCCUAACGGGUUCUUUGGGGACCUUUUUGGCCUGGAGGAAGGCGUAUCAUGAGGGCUUAUGGGAUGCAGGUGAGGAAGAUCGUUCAAAGCAGGGAGAGGCGGAGAGCAGAAGUGACGUCGAAGUUGAAUUGCAGGAGGAUGGCGGUAAGAUGAUGAAGAAAAUGAGCCGCAAAACUACAAUGUUGCUUGCUGCGUGGGCUGGUAGUACCAUUACAAGGGAAUGCUCACGAAGAGCAUUUCUGGCCAAGGGAAGAAGUAUGCAAGCAAGCGAUUUAACGGAUGAGGUCCACGGCGCCUUUCUGGACUUGAUUGGAGAGCCCGAAGGGUCAAAGCUGUGA